Spodoptera litura is the source of this 1320-nucleotide messenger RNA. RefSeq lists its product as uncharacterized. The record is from RefSeq and is a predicted model, not a curated record. NCBI's taxonomy places the organism in Eukaryota, Metazoa, Arthropoda, Insecta, Lepidoptera, Noctuidae.
AUGACCUCUUUGCGUUCUCCGCCCGGCGCGCGCGCAUUGAAUGCAAUUAAUAAUACCGCGUCGAACAUAUGUGCACGAUGUAACAAAAUUAUUAUUAAUGAACUGUCGGCUUUCAUUAGCCACAAGGUUGAUACCUUACCUGAGACCGGGAUCACCAAAAUAUGUUUGAGUGCGUUCAAUUCGGAUGAUAUUGAAAACUCAAGGGCAAUCACGUACGCCAAUCUUGCACCAACUAAGAAAUUUCUAAGGAGAAAGGAAGGAUCUGAACAGAAGAGCCUUCAAGAAAUUAUUAAGAUUAUCAAAGAAGCCGAUCCAGAAAUUCUACCGACGUUUGUAGCUCAUAAUCUUAAUAAACUUCCCCCCGUAUCGUUUGACUAUAUUGAUAUAACGACAUUCCUUAAGGAAUUAACUAUACUUAAAAAUGACGUGGCCUACAUUAAGUCCAAGCCAGAUAUUGACAACAAAAAUGUAGAUGUAAGCUCGGAUAUAAAUCUACUGAAAUCUGAGAUCAAGGAAUUAAAAACCUUAAUUCGUGGGCUGCGCGAGGCUCACGCUGCAAGUGAUGGAAAGCAUAUGGACCACCUAUCUCUUAGACCUUAUCAUAGUGAUAAAGACACAAGAAAUACGCUGAAUAAUGUACAAACCACUACUAACUUCGUCACAGGUGCGAGUGAGUCUCGUUUCGAUGCAAUUGAGGGUGGUUCGGAUAUAAAUGCGGCUAUUGUGAGCGAGCGGCAUGGAGGGCCGCUUGAUACCUGCGUAAUAACGAGUGCACGCGCACUGACUCGGACCGGCUCCGCGCGCGCGCGGCGUCCCCUUGUGCCUGCGCCUGCGUUAUCUACUCAUCAGCUGACGGCGGGCACCGAGACAAAAUCAACACAUGUACUAUCUUAUAGAGAUAUCGCUAGUGCACCUCCGAUCGAGGCGCACGUAAACAAUGAUGACGAUGGGUUUACACUUGUUUCCCGGAAAAAAACAAUGCCGUACAAGUACAAGAACACUAGAGGUACUCUUCAGAGUUCGAAGUUGCUGGCUGCGGAUGCAUAUGCGUAUGUCUAUAUUUCACGAACGCACAAAAGUACUACUGUAGAAGAUAUUAAGGAACACAUACAAGACCUAAAGGAGGAAUGUAUAGACGUGGAAAAGCUGACACAAACAAGAGAGACAAAUUUUAGUUCCUUUAAAGUUAAAAUUUUGUCUACAAAGUUGAAUUCAUUUUUAAGAAAUGACUUCUGGCCGCAGGGUUUCGUAUUUAGAAGAUAUAGACAAUCGCGUUCUAUUAGGAAUGAUACAGCUGCCUCUAAUUUUACUAAUGGAUAG